AUGCACUCCCAGGUACCAUUCUUCAUUGAAGGCUUGCGUAUCCCGUCUUCCAUCCAGAUCAAUAAUGCAGUCUCCACGGCGCCACCAAAUCUCAUCACUGUCUAUCAAGGUAGCUCAGAUUUCCAGGAUGCAGCACGAUCGCUGGCAGAUGCAGAUGAAUGCCGACUUCAUUGCUACAAGGGCGUCUAUUACAAUAUACCAGUGCGAAUCAAGCGAAAGCAAUUCUUUUAUAUUGUUCGUGGUUCUCACAUUGGCGUCGUAGCAGGCUGGGAAGACGCAUUGAACUGUGUUCUGGGCGUUCAAAAUGCUGAAUAUCAUGAAGUUGAAUCCAUCGCAAUUGGGGAGAGGCUGCUUCGGGAGGCUAUUGAUCAGGGCAAAGUGGAGAUGGUGGAACCCUGGGCACUAUUUUAG
Suillus clintonianus is the source of this 411-nucleotide messenger RNA. RefSeq lists its product as uncharacterized. The coding region runs from base 1 to 411 and encodes 136 amino acids. The record is from RefSeq and is a predicted model, not a curated record. Lineage: Eukaryota; Fungi; Basidiomycota; Agaricomycetes; Boletales; Suillaceae. The transcript has 3 exons.